Molecule: messenger RNA, 1035 nt
Organism: Rotaria sp. Silwood2
Lineage: Eukaryota; Metazoa; Rotifera; Eurotatoria; Philodinida; Philodinidae
Source: the annotation of a GenBank genome assembly
AUGAUCAUGGGCCGUGCCAAAGUAUCUUUAGAGAAGAAAACUGAAAUUAAAGCUUUGGUGGAAGCUGGAUUUAACCAACGUCAUAUUGCUAAGAGUGUUGGUGUGUCAAAAACAUGUGUUUUUGGUGUAGAACAAAAAUUAAAACAAAAUUUACCUUUAUUAAAUUUACCUGGACAAGGGCGCAAAAAAGCAUCAACAGCAACUGAUGAUCGAAAUUUAUUACGUUUAUGUAAAAAAGGUCGAACAAAAUCCAGUCAAGAACUAUCAUCUGAGCUAGUACUUUCAAAUGGUAAACGAUUGAGUACUCCAACAAUUCGUCGUCAACUUGUUGAUAUGGGGUACAGUAAUUAUACAGCAAAACGAAAGCCCUAUCGAAAACCUUCACAGCGAAGACAACGGCUUUCCUUUGCUCGACAACAUCAAUAUUGGGUGAAAGAAUGGAAUAACAUCAUCUGGAGCGAUGAAGCACAUUUUGAAGUACUUAAUCGUAAAAAUCGUACAUUCGCUCGCCGUUUGCAAAAUGAAAGUAAUGAACCAUUUAAUUUUCUUCCAAAGAUGCAAGGUGAUGCUGGUAGUGUUAGUGUAUGGGGGUGUAUGUCAGAUGGUGCUCGUGGUCCGUUGGUAAUGUAUUUGGGUAACGUUAAUGGUCCGGCUUAUAUCAAGAUAAUUGAAGAAACUUUACCAAUGUUCAUUGAAAAUACAUUUGAUCCAAAAAACAAAGAAUGGGCUUUUAUGCAAGACAAUGCACCACCACACACAUCGACAUAUUCUAUUAAAUGGUUCAAAGAUAAUAAUAUUAAUGUAUUUAAAUGGCCAGCGACAUCGCCCGAUCUUAAUCUCAUCGAAAACAUUUGGGAUCACAUUGAUAAAAAAUUACGAAAAAUGAAACACACGAAUGUUAACCAAUUACAGGAAAUGAUUCAAGAUAUUUGGCUUGGUGUAACACCUAUGUAUUGUCAAAAACUAGUCAAUUCCAUGCAAAAUUGUAUAAAACAAUGUAUCAAAUCUCGUGGUGGUACAUUCAACAAAUAUUAA